CUCCACUUACAACUCUUGUAAUUAUUCACUCUCUGUCUUUCAAAAUGCCCAGCUUAACCAAUACUUUAUUCAUUCUAUGGUUAAGCUUCUUGUCCUGUGUCUGCUUGAUACAUGCAACGGCAAUAUGGCCUGCAGGGGGAUCAGCUAGAUUUUAUGAUUUCAAGAUUUCAACUAUGAGAGUCACUAAACUGUGUAACUCCAAAGAAAUCGUCACAGUCAAUAACAUAUUCCCAGGCCCCGUAGUUUAUGCACAAGAAGAUGAUAGAGUGAUUGUCAAAGUCACUAAUCAAUCGCCUUACAAUGCUACAAUUCACUGGCAUGGGGUGAGGCAAAGACUCUCGUGCUGGUUUGAUGGACCGUCUUACAUAACCCAGUGCCCUAUACAACCAGGGCAAACUUUCACAUAUGAAUUCACAUUGGUUAAGCAGAAGGGCACCUUUUUUUGGCAUGCUCAUGUUUCUUGGCUUAGGGCCACCCUUUAUGGUGCUCUUAUUGUGUUUCCCAAGACUGGGGUCCCUUACCCUUUCAAGUACCCUUAUGAAGAGCAUACAAUAAUCCUUGGUGAGUAUUGGCUGCAGGAUGUAGUACAACUUGAGCGGCAAGUUACAGCUAGUGGCGGAGCUCCUCCACCGGCUGAUGCAUAUACCAUCAACGGCCACCCUGGUCCCAACUACAAUUGCUCCGCCAAUGAUGUGUAUAAGAUUGAUGUUGUCCCCGGGAAGACAUAUCUAUUAAGGUUGAUAAACGCAGCCGUAAACACGGAGAGCUUUUUCGCCAUAGCUAAUCACAAAUUAACAAUUGUGGAGGCUGAUGCUGAGUACACAAAACCAUUUGUUACAGACCGAGUCAUGCUUGGCCCAGGACAGACGAUGAACGUUCUCGUCACUGCUGAUCAACCAAUAGCGAAAUAUGCUAUGGCUAUGGGACCCUACAUGUCUGCACCAAACGUCUCGUUUCAAAACAUAUCAGCAAUUUCUUACUUUCAAUACUUAGGAGCCCUGCCUAACAGUUUAUCAUUUCCAGCUAAACUGCCAAGCUUUAAUGAUAAUUUUGCUGUUAAGACUGUCAUGGAUGGACUAAGAAGCCUAAACCCUGUUCCAGUUCCAAAAGAAAUUGACAGCAACCUUUUUGUCACCAUUGGAUUAAAUGUCCAAAAGUGCCACUCCAAAACACCCCAACAAAAUUGCCAAGGUAUCAAUAAUGGGGUUAUGGCAGCUUCAAUGAACAACAUCAGUUUUAUCAAGCCUGGUGUUUCAGUUUUGGAAGCUUUUUAUAACAAAAUUGAUGGUCAUUUCACAGAGGACUUCCCUGAUGCUCCCCUGAAAUUCUAUGACUUUGUCAAUGGGGCUCCUAAUAAUAUCCCUAAUGACACUCAAUCAUUGAAUGGGACUAGGACCAAGAUCCUUGAAUAUGGGACCAGAGUGCAAAUUAUCUUGCAAGAUACUGGAACCGUCUUCACCGAAAACCAUCCGAUUCAUCUUCAUGGCUUCAGCUUCUAUGUUGUAGGUUAUGGCAGCGGCAACUAUAAUCCACAAACUGUAAAUUUCAAUUUGGUGGAUCCCCCUUACAUGAACACAAUUGGAGUUCCCGUUGGUGGAUGGGCUGCCAUUCGAUUCACUGCAGACAAUCCUGGGGUUUGGUUUAUACAUUGUCACAUUGACGUACACCAGUCAUGGGGAUUAGCUACGGUAUUGAUAGUGAAGAAUGGGGAAGGAGAGCUGGAGACACUACCUCAUCCGCCUGCAGACUUGCCCAAGUGUUAGAAUUUAUAACAAAUUAAAUCGCACAAAAUGGGAUGAAUUUUGUGCAAUUCAAGUGUGUAAAGUCCAUGGAUCAUUGCUUUGAGACUAUGAAAUUGUGGGUGUAAAGAAGUAUCGAUUGGGAAAUUAAUAAAAUUGA
Molecule: messenger RNA, 1899 nt
Organism: Mangifera indica (mango)
Lineage: Eukaryota; Viridiplantae; Streptophyta; Magnoliopsida; Sapindales; Anacardiaceae
Product: laccase-6-like
Exons: 6
Coding region: 45-1763 (572 amino acids)
Biological process (GO): lignin catabolic process
Cellular component (GO): apoplast
Molecular function (GO): copper ion binding; hydroquinone:oxygen oxidoreductase activity
Source: RefSeq, a predicted model, not a curated record